UUAUUUUCCUCGAAAUAUGCUUUUCUCUGCCGCGUGCUGCUGCAAAUUUUGAUAUUCAUCCGUUUUCAACACGAGAAUACGAGAGUUUCGCUGCAAUCUUGAUGCUCUUGUUGCGGUUUAAUGAUUUCAAAUGACAGCCGUUCAAAGUUGUACAUGCAUCUCGCGUGUUACAUUGGGAGUGGCUGUGUAGAUAGAAAAGGAUGAUUUCGGAGAGGGGAAUUAUUAACUCAUCUUCUUAACAUGCCCGGCACGUGAUUUGAAAUCGCGCCUUCUGAUCAUUUUUUCUCUGCAGCUUUGAAGCUGGCCAUUCGUGUGACGAAAUACAUUAAUGAGUCUCUGGUUGUUUAAGAGAGAACUUGCAUCAUGUCAAAGAAGAUCGUCUGCCUGUUUGACGUGGAUGGUACACUUACUGAACCACGACAGCCAAUCAAUGCCAGUGUCGAAAAAUUUCUUCUGGAGACAAUCAAAAAGGAAUUUGACAUUGCGGUAGUUGGGGGAUCCGAUCUAAUCAAGAUCCAAGAGCAACUUGGUGGUGGACAGUUGUUUGAAAAGUACAAAUAUGUUUUUGCGGAGAAUGGCCUUAUCACAUUCAAGGAUGGCAAAGCUUUACCAUCACAAUCGAUACAGGAUAUGCUUGGCGAGGAUGCUCUGCAGGAUUUUAUCAAUUUCGUCCUGCGAUACAUAUCCGAGCUGCAGUUACCGUUCAAGCGUGGGACAUUCGUGGAAUUCCGCACGGGCAUGAUAAACGUUUCGCCAGUGGGGCGAAAUUGCAGCAAGAAGGAACGUGAACAGUUUUAUGAAUACGACAAUGAGCACCAUAUCCGCGAAAAGUUUAUACAGGCUCUCAAAAAGGAGUUUCCUGAUUUGGCUCUGACCUACAGUAUCGGUGGACAAAUUUCUUUCGACGUUUUUCCUGUCGGUUGGGACAAAACGUAUUGCUUACGCCACCUUCAGGGAUACGACGAGAUACACUUCUUCGGCGACAAAACCGCCGAGGGCGGUAACGACCACGAGAUCUACGAGAGUGAUUUGACGAUAGGACAUCGUGUCACUUGUCCCAAGGACACGGUGAACCAACUGAACAUUCUUAUGGCCCUCUUAAAAGAAAACAGGGAGAAAGAGCAGCUCAACGUUCCGCUGCAAUGCGUCUAACACUGUCAAGCCCAAAGAUCGAAGUAUUUUUCUAGAUCGAGGUAAACGGUACAUUUUUACUCGAUAUACGCGAGGUAUACGAGCUCAUCACGUUUUUUCGUCUUAUUUUACAAUGUUUUGUUGAAUAUAUAUAUUACAUUCCUAAGAAAGAGUAGAUGUAGUAUUUAAUCGUUUUAUCUUUAAAUAGAUCUUGAAUUGUCUUCGUUCUUUCUUACUCUCUAAAAAGAUUAGAAGUAGUUCGGUAUUUUUUCCGAAAACAGAUAUUCCCGUGCAAUAUGAAAACCAUCUUUGUACAUAUGUCCUUUUCGAGUGUUUUAUUAUCAUCACUUACACAAGAUGAUAAACGUUGAAUAAAAAGGUUAUCGGUAUUA
This is a messenger RNA of Ooceraea biroi (clonal raider ant), 1523 nucleotides long. It is a transcript of the gene Pmm2, whose product is annotated as phosphomannomutase. Gene Ontology annotation, biological process: protein N-linked glycosylation; GDP-mannose biosynthetic process; mannose metabolic process. Gene Ontology annotation, cellular component: cytosol. NCBI's taxonomy places the organism in Eukaryota, Metazoa, Arthropoda, Insecta, Hymenoptera, Formicidae. The record is from RefSeq and is a predicted model, not a curated record. Gene Ontology annotation, molecular function: phosphomannomutase activity.